CCAACUUUGAGACCGACCUGUUACAACAGAGAGAAAUUUUCUCAACGCGCGUUUGGUUUUCGAGAAAGUGUUUUUCUCCGCUGGGAAAACUUUUUAACACCUUAUAUAAAUAAUUUUUCUCGAGAAAAAGGAAGAGAAAAGCAAACCCUAAUCCCCUUUCUUCUGAUUUGAAGAAUAACGGCUUCAUUCUUCGAUCUUUUUUAAAGCCGUCCCCGCCUCCACCUCCGCCUUCGCCUCUUCCCCGGCGAUCAUAUAUCGAGCCAAUUCAUUCACUCAGGAAUGGACCAGUAUGACUUUCAAGGACAGAGAAAGGAGAUGAAGCAUAAAGGAAGAAAUGUUGUGUGGUCAAUAGCAAUGGACAAGUGUCUAAUUGAAGCUCUUGCAGUUCAGGCUAGAACUGGAAAUAAAAUUGACAAAUGCUUUAAUGAGAAUGCAUACUCUGCUGCCUGUUAUGCAGUGAACUCUCGUUUUAAUUUGAACUUGAAUAAUCAAAAAGUUGUUAAUCGUCUAAAGACAAUUAAAAAAAGAUAUAAGGUAAUGAGGGAUUUGCUCAGUCAAGAUGGAUUUCGCUGGAACCCAAAUACGAAGAUGAUCGAAUGUGAAGACGAUAAUCUAUGGAAGCGAUACCUUGCGGCACACCCUGAUGCAAGAGGAUUUAGAGGAAAGCAAAUUGAGAUGUAUGAUGAGCUAAAAAUUGUUUGUGGAAAUUAUCAAGCACCUAGUCGGUGGGCCAAGACUAAGGAUGGGAGCCAUCCAACUGAGAUUAAGAACUGUGAAGAUGAUUCUGCAUCAUUCCUUUCACCAAGUACUGAAGAUGUAAGUGAUACAGAUGGAACAGAAUCAUAUACUGGAUCCCCAGAGUAUAUGCAAGAUGGUAGUCAAGAUCCUCCUCUUGUACCACCUCUGAGACAACUUCCAAAACGAGCCCGUGGCUCAGAGGCCCUUCAGGAUGCCAUGUUGGCUGUUGCAUCUAGCAUGCGACGCUUAGCUGAUGCCUUGGAACGUAGUAAAACUGCAAUCAAUGCCUCAGAACUGUUGGAGGCUGUGAUGGAUAUCGAUGGUCUGGAAGAGGCAAAACAGAUGUAUGCUUUUGAGUAUUUGAACGCAGAUCCUAUUAAAGCCAGAGCCUUCAUGACAUACAAUGCUCGAAUGAGAAAGAUAUAUUUAUUUCGACAGUUUUGGUGGUGGAAAUGACUAGGGUCUUGGGAUAUCUUGGUAGAUAGAUUUAUAAAAUCACUGGAAUACUUCAUCGGCAAAUGUUUACACAUUAAACGUAUUUAUUUGUGAUGUUUGUAGGUGAAUGUGUAGAUAUUAGAUGUUCUCAAGGUUAGCAUUUAUGGCUAGAAUUCGAUGACGCAGAGAAAAUGUUUCCAGAAGACAUUUCCAGCCUAUGUUCCAAAGUGAAGCUAGUUGUAGAUGUAAGGUCAUCAUCUUCAUUUCUUAAUUUUCUCUAUGUUUUCUUGCAACAAUGUACUUGUGGACAUUCAUCUUGUGGCUCCCUAGUAUGAAAUUGCAUGUGCAUGGGGCUGCUGCCUACUGUUUUCAGUUAGCUUCUUGUCCAAUCCUUCCAUUGUUUUCAUAAUUGAAGCCUUUGUUUAUGUUUAGUACAAUGACAUUAUCUGUUUUCUUGCAAGCAUCAAGUGAAUACAAUCCUUCUUUAUUCAUGGUCAA
Mangifera indica (mango) is the source of this 1671-nucleotide messenger RNA. RefSeq lists its product as uncharacterized. The transcript is spliced from 3 exons. The record is from RefSeq and is a predicted model, not a curated record. The coding region runs from base 280 to 1194 and encodes 304 amino acids. NCBI's taxonomy places the organism in Eukaryota, Viridiplantae, Streptophyta, Magnoliopsida, Sapindales, Anacardiaceae.